GUGCAUGGAGGAUCAAGCAAGUCUGCCCCAAGGCUGAACUUCUUGCUGUGCCUCCUUGAUUGAGCAUCCUUCCGAAAAGUGAUCUUUUAUCUACUUCGAACUUCACCACGCCGCUGCAUACUCCAGCAUCAUUCCAGCGGCUUUUGUCCAGAUGUUCGCCCCUUUCGGAAACCAGACCGCCAAUCAGACAGCGACGUGGCACCCCGAACCGCGCGGCCGAGGGACCUUCGGACUUCUCUCAUCUUGCAUCACGACUUUGGUUCUCUGUGUAUACACAGCUGUCCACCUCAAUAUUCCUGAACAUGGCAAAGAGCGUCAACAGUACUUUCGCAAGUUUGGAUGGGUAAUAUUAGGCCUGCUUGCCCCAGAAAUCGUUGCUUGGAAUGCUUGGGAACAGUACCGGACGGCCUCAAUAAUCACUCAGGUCGUCCAUAAGGCAUAUCCACCGGCACUAACGUCGCCAUGGUACAGAAAUUUCUGGGCGUCUUGUAAAAGGGCACCAGGACGCUGGUUUUCAACAGGUGUUGACACAGAGGAGUGUCUUGACUCUCAGAUACCCCUUGGCUCAUUGAAUACCGACACAUCGGCACACCGCCAUCCUUGGACCUUGACACACGGUUUCUAUGCAGCCAUGGGUGGUUUUGUGAUUCAAGCGAAAGAUCUCGGCCCAUCCUACGGAACAGGAGCCUUCGUGCUCAGCGAACAAGGCAUAGAGUUCCUGGCUGACACCGAGCCUGUCUCAAUCCCCAACAUCCCGGAGUCAGAAAUACUUGACAAGAGCAAGGCCAGCACACUCACCAAAAUUAUCGUAUGCCUACAAGCACUUUGGUUUUGCAUUCAAUGUAUUGCCAGAUUAUCACAAGGUGCCUCUAUCAGUUUCCUCGAACUUAAUGUGCUGGGUCACUGUCUGUGCGCCUUUGCGACUUAUGCAAUAUGGUGGAAAAAGCCCACUGAUGUCAGCCAACCUACAAGUCUGUCUGUCUCCAACGGGUUGAGAGAAUGGGUGGACGCGGUCUAUCUGUUCAGUGGUCGACCCGGCGCUCUCCCGAUAUUUCCUACAGUUCAUGGCAUGCGGUCAAGUGCGCGAGCGUCAGAAACCAGUUUCAACACGAUGGACAGUUCUUGGACUUCUCAUGAUCCACAGUCGUAUGAAAUUAUCACAAACAAAGUCCUGUUUGGCGAUUUGUUACGAUCCAGAAUAACUGGGGAACAUUGUUUUGUCAAAAGACACAGAAGCAGACUGCUUUACGUCUUGAAGUUACAAUUCCACAGCAGCUUCUGGAUUACAUACACGUUGUCCAGUCAUGAUAAGAAGCGCCGGAUUACCUUAGAGAACCCUGACGUCCCUCAAGUCAUCUUUGACCUAGAAACAACAAUGGCGGGACGCCUAGAGCGAACAUGCAAAUCACGCUACCGACACUACGGACCAUACGAGACCUCUAGUCACCGUCACCGAAUAAGGAACUGGUCCCUUUCAGAAGUCUCCAUCGACAAUGCUGUAGCAUUUAGGGAGCCGCUCAGCUCCAUCACUUUUGUCAUUGUGGCAAUUGUGUACGGUGGUUUGCAUCUUCUCGCCUGGAAUGCUCCAUUCCAUACUAGGAUCGAAAAAACACUAUGGAAGAUCUCGGGCAUAUCUGUAGCAAGUAUUGGUCCAAUGUCAAUCGCUCAUGCGGGAUCGCUUUCUGUUACAAACAAGCUUUUCAACUACAUCCAUUUCUGGCACAUCAGGCACUGGAACUCUCCAGAAACGAGAUCGAGACACCCAUCGAAAGUCAUUCAGUUUCUAUAUGUAAGCAAGGACAUGGUCGUGCUAAUCAUCCAGUUUCUUGGUGUAAGCUACUUGCUCUUUUACUCUUUCACUAGAGUCUACCUCGUCGUCGAAUGCUUCAUCGAAGUGGCAUAUCUUCCCGACUCCGCCUUCACCACUCCGGUCUUUACACGCUACAUACCACAUUUCGGUUAGGUCUAUCUUACGGAGGAGAGUUUACCGAUGGAGUAAGGGGAGCAAGGGAG
Molecule: messenger RNA, 2013 nt
Organism: Aureobasidium pullulans EXF-150
Lineage: Eukaryota; Fungi; Ascomycota; Dothideomycetes; Dothideales; Saccotheciaceae
Exons: 3
Coding region: 152-1963 (603 amino acids)
Source: RefSeq, a predicted model, not a curated record